UAAUUAUUAGUUAUUUUACGAACAUUAAACGACAAAUUACAGUAAUCGGUUUAAAAUUGUUAUUGCAAAUUAAAAAAAAAAAAUGAAAUUAACAAUAUUUCUAGUUAUUUGUGCUCUGGGUUUCACUCAGGCUCAACUUAAUUUGGGUUUAAAUUUAGGUCCAAAAGCUGGUUUUGCUGGUUUAUCACCCGGACAAUUCUUUCAAAAUAUUGUAUUACAAUCUGAAGCUGAGAAGCUUUUAGUUAAUCCCGAUUUACCCGAUGAUUUGAGACAACGUGUUUUAGAUUCAAUGGCCAAUGCUGAACAAGGUUUUAAUAAUUGCUCGACUGCCGUUACAUUACCCUGGAUGCAAAUACGCUGUUCCGCUUUACAAUUACAACGUUCAAAAAAUGAAUUAAAAGCUAUUGAAAAUGAGGCAACUGCUAGAGCUCAGGCUGCAGCAAAUGCAGCUCCUGUAGAGACAGGCACUGCAAUAAUUUGAUAAUUUAAUAUUUUUUUUUCUCCGCACUUUAAAAAUACGCAAUAUACUAUAUUGAACUUUGAACACGCCAAACUUUAAACGAUUUUAUUUUUUUAACUUAAGAAAUUUUUAUUAAUAAACAUUUUCAAAAUUAAA
Molecule: messenger RNA, 616 nt
Organism: Lucilia sericata (common green bottle fly)
Lineage: Eukaryota; Metazoa; Arthropoda; Insecta; Diptera; Calliphoridae
Exons: 2
Coding region: 83-481 (132 amino acids)
Source: RefSeq, a predicted model, not a curated record